Molecule: messenger RNA, 2167 nt
Organism: Halichondria panicea
Lineage: Eukaryota; Metazoa; Porifera; Demospongiae; Suberitida; Halichondriidae
Product: kelch-like protein 8
Exons: 3
Coding region: 127-1980 (617 amino acids)
Molecular function (GO): protein binding
Source: RefSeq, a predicted model, not a curated record
CUCUCUUUUUACAAUAAUUAUACCUUGUUUAUCUUGAAAGUGGUGAAACGUAUCUAUCAUAGAUAAAAAUAUCAUAAUAAAAGAUAGUAGAAGCUUCCUAGUAUCUAGUAGAGUUCGGGUUGAGUCAUGAGCGAUGCUCAAGAACAGAGUACCGAGGAUGUCCAAGAACAAGGCUCCUCUCCUCCACUAGACCCUCCCGUUCUAAUGGCAGAGCUUUCUCUCGAAGCAAACACACAAGACUCCAAGAUAUUCGAAGCUAAGGACCAACCGUGUCAAAGCUUUAUCAGAAUGCAUCAAUUGUGGGAAGAAAAGAAACUAUGUGACGUUGUACUCGAUGUAGGGGGCAAAGAGAUCCAUGCUCACCGACUUGUACUGGCAGCCUCCUCAAACUACUUCUACUCAAUGUUUGUGCGAGACAUGAUGGAAAGCAGACAGGACCGAAUUGAACUGAAAGGUGUCGAUCCCGAGGCAAUGACAAAGCUAGUAGACUUUGCGUACUCAACAAAACUGGAGAUUACUACGUCCAACGUCCAGUCCCUCAUGACAGCCGCAUCACUAUUUGACUUCCCCGCUGUGUUCAAUGCCUCGGCAACCUUUCUUGCCGGACAACUCCACCCGACGAACUGUAUCGGUAUUCGUAUGUUUGCCAAAUCUCAUGGAAGCAAAUCUCUCAUCGAAGCUUCGUCUAUCUACUUCAGAGAGAAUUUUUUGGAUGCCAUUACAAGCGAUGAAUUUGUAAACAUUGCCCCUGAAGACCUUGCUGAUUUACUGGAUAGUCCCCUGGUGAAUGUCCGCUCAGAGGAGGACGUGUACCACGCUGUACAACUGUGGCUUGCUCACAAUCCUGAUGAGCGCAAAUACACCCUCUCACUCGUUUUGUGUAAGGUCCGUCUUCCCCUCCUCUCUCCAAAUUUCCUCACUCAAAACGUUGAAGCAAACCAGUACAUCAAGAAGAGUCUGGAUUGCCGAGAUCUAAUCGAUGAAGCCAAGAACUACCACCUCAUGCCAGACAAGUUCAGGCACACCACAGAAGAGAAGUAUAAGCCUAGGAAGUCUACCGUUGGUCUGCUAUUCGCCAUUGGUGGUCGGGGGUCCGUGGGAGAACCGUUCUGUAGCGUGGAGUAUUACGAUUUUCGUACAAACACGUGGCAUGUGGGUCCUGACCUGAAGGCUCGUCGUCGGCAUGUGGGCGUGGCUUGUUUGGAUGGUGUCUUGUACGCUGUCGGAGGUCACGAUGGAGACAAACACUUGAACACUGUCGAGCGGUUUGACCCCAAACUGGGACACUGGGAGUUUGUACAGUCUAUGAGGAACCUGAGACGAGGGAUUGCAGUGGGUGUGGCCGGAGAGCCCAUGUACGCCGUGGGUGGACUGGAUGACCUCAGCUGCUACAAGGCUGUGGAGCGUUACGACCCACAGUCCAAUGAGUGGAAAGAGGUGGCUAGUUUACACACACCCAGGGGAGGAGUAGGUGUGGCAACUCUCGGCAAGUACCUAUAUGCUGCCGGGGGCAAUGAUGGUGGAGCCUCACUGGACACAGUAGAGCGAUACCAUCCUCAUAUUGACAAGUGGACAGAGGUGGGGCCCAUGGCUAAGAGGAGGGCAGGCGUGGGACUGGCUGCCCUCAAUGGCUACCUGUAUGCAGUGGGAGGCUUUGAUGAUGCUUCUCCACUCAACACUGUUGAGAGAUACGACCCUGACUCCAACAAGUGGGAGUUUGUACAGCCCAUGCACGUCUGCCGAGGUGGAGUGGGUGUGGCCUCACUGGGUGGGUACCUGUUUGCUAUUGGGGGUCAUGACGGGAGGACGUAUCUAAACACUGCUGAGAUGUACUGCCCUAAGUUCAACACCUGGACGAUGGUGGCGAGUAUGAACACUAGCAGAGCAGGUGCUGGGGUGGUCACAUGUCCACUGACAAGCCUGGGGUUAAAGUUCAUGAACUCUGCACCCUCUAGGCCAGAAUCGUUCGGUUCACUAUGAUUGAUUUUCAUGUGCAAAUACAUUUUGUAUGCAAUACAUAAAAUGGCACACACGUACGUACGUAUACAUGUAUACUGUCAUCACUUUUAUCUCAUAACAAAAAGUGUGCACAUACUCUUGCCUGUUAUUGUUUUACUCAACAUUUUGAUUUUUGUACUGUAUUCCCAUUGUUUCAUGUAUAAUUAUA